UGCUUCAGUUACGUUGAUAAUGUCAAAUCGUUUGGUUCGCUCUGCUGUCGCCACCGCCACCGCCCACGAGUACAACCACAACAACACUGCCGACGACGAGGGCCAGCGAGCCAAUAAAUUUUAAUAAAAUCCCCAUCACAACAAAGAAUAAACAACAGCUCAACCGGACAACCCAAAAAUUUCGUAUUCGUAUAACAAAAAUUGCAAAGGAAUCUGCAAUGCGCUGGGACAAGCAAAUGCCGGCUAAAAAAGUGUCAAAAUUUGUGAAAAUUAAUAUUUCACCAGAGAUUUGAGUGUUUCCAAAACAAACGAAACCCCGAACACUGCAAACAGUGGACAAACUUUUUUGUUUCGCAAAACUUUUAUUUCGUACACACUUUUUUCGUCCUACGCGAUUUGCUCGCGAAAAUUAUGAAAAAUAUGUGAGAAAUGUGCAAAAUCCGCAAAAUACUACAGUAAGGGCAAAGAGCAUAGGUCAAGCCCUAUCCCCCUAUCCUCCAGUGCGGGAUAUAUAUUCUGUACAGCCCCAAAAUCCCCUGACGUUGUCCUUUCAGUAAACCACCCACCACCACCCACGGCCCAUCUAGUGUCAUGUGUAUGUGCGGAAAGAAAAGCAGCCAAGUUGAAUGUGUGUGGAUCUGGGUAUGGGAGGUCGUGUAACGUGCUAAAAUAAGUUAAUUUAUUGCCGGCACAACAACAAUCACAACACACAAAGACAACAACUGCCGGCAGUCGUAACAUUUUCCCAGUUUCACCAGUUACCCAAAGUUAAAUUUCUGGAGCUGAGAAAACUAUUUCUGCAAAACUCAAAAAUAGGCCAAAUUCAAUUGACAUUUAUUGGCCAAUAUAUAUUAGGACCAAAAGGAAGCAAAAAAAGACGGAGAAAAGAAAAAUAACAAAACGGAGGAAACGGUCCCUACGCUAAAGUAGUAAAAUCAUAUAUUUCCAUGGCGAAGACCACUAUUCCGGGGGCAAGCACCCGUCACAUGCAAAUGGCCAAUCGGCGGAGGGUGGAGAAGGACGUGGGAUCCCAUGGAUACCAUGGUGCCCAAAGUGGGCGUAGCUGCAUCUGCUGGAUAUCCCUAGUACUAUUUCUCAUACUGGUGCCGGAUUUUAUUGAAGCACUCAAGGAUGUGUCGGUAAUGAUACCACAGGCAGUGAAACGUGGCAGCAAUGCGCUAUUCACUUGUAAUUACGAUAUGGAAAACGAUACUCUAUAUUCGGUUAAGUGGUAUAAGGGCAAGCGUGAGUUUUAUCGCUAUACGCCCAAGGAGAAUCCGGCGAUGAAGGUCUUUGCCAUGACAAGUGGUCUCAAUGUCGAGCGCAACCUUUCGAAUCAGAGCCACGUCGUCCUGCAGUCGGUGCCGCUGAAUAUUUCGGGGAAAUUUACAUGCGAAAUAUCGGUGGAGGCGCCCACUUUUCAAACGGCCAUGGUGUCCGGCGAAAUGGAGGUGGUUGAGCUGCCGGAAGAGCACACUGUGGUUACCGGGAUACAGGCACGUUAUCGCAUCGGCGAUUUGGUCGACGGCAAUUGCUCAAUUAAAUACUCGAAACCGGCUGCUAAUUUGACAUGGACUAUUAAUGGUAUUGUGGUGCCACCGCAUCACAUAAAGACCUACCAGACGGAGAAGCGGGAGAACAGCACCCUGGAAUCGGUAACAAGUGCCAUACAUUUCAUGGUCACCAAUCAGCAUUUCCUCAAGGGCCAGAUGAGGCUCAAGUGCACGGCCAAUAUCUUUGACAUCUUCAAGGAGGAAAUGGAGAGUGUUAUCGAGGAGGACCGGCCCAGGAUAAUGGCCUCGGGCAGAUCGUAUGACAUAAACAAUCAUCCCCUCGAGGAGCACACGAAUGGCGAACGGGGCGGCUUUGAAGAUCACAACGAGUCCUAUUUGACGUACUAUUCGGCGGAUAACACGGCAUCGGGAGCCUCGACAGCUGCACACGAAAUCUUCUGGCAGUUCUGGCCAUCGCAGCUGACAAAGCUCCCCAUCAACAGGCAGUUGGCGGGGGCGUGGCACUGGCUCUGUAGGGGCGGUGGAGCGGCAGCUCUUCUGCUUUUUUUCCUGCUGCAGCAAGGGCCGCUGGGCCAUCAAAUUAUCAACUGUCAAUACACAAAGCCGGCGACUGGCAAGGUGCAGCAGCAGCAACACCAACAGCAAUACCGACAACGCAGCAGCGGAGCCAGCAGCAGCAGCAACAUCGGGGUGACAGCUUCAAAGGCGGCAACAUCCGCAUCUAGCGACAAAUGCUUUUAUAAUUGUCAAAUGGCUAUGGCGAUGCCAACUCGGAGUCGUGAUGAUGAUGAUGAUGAUGGCGGUGAUGCGUAUAUUGGCAGCACGAGUGCAAAUGCAACAGCAACUGCCGAUGCUGAUGCUGCAGAUGCAGAUGCAGAUGUUGCUGCUGCAGGAGGAGUUGCGAGUUGCAGCAUUAAGCGGCUGUCAGCGACACUUGUGGGGGGCGGCGAUGCUGUAAGGGGCGUGGCCAGUGGGCCGGAUCAACGAUUAUUGAUGACUCGGCGGCGGGCAAGGCGGCAAAAGAAAUCGCUGGCAAUGGAUGCGAUGAUGCAGUCGCGUUGGAGCGCGUGCUGAUGCCGAAUUGAUGAUGAAAUCCAUUUUCGAAAGUAGCUUAAGGUGCUCGCCACCGUGCAAAAUAGCAGUAUAUGGCUCUUUUCCUUUUUCACACGAAUUGUUGAAAGGCAUAAUUGAUAUACAUUCGUACUCAUACUGAUUGCAUCAGCCAGCUGCACAAAUCGAUCUGGUCGUAGCUCUUAAGUGUUGAACGCAUAAGGUCAGGGAAAGUGCAGAAGGGUGGUAUAUAUUAUAUUUAAUUAUUGGAAGAGCAUAGUCAGCAAGUAGAUAUGAAACCGAUGAAUAAUAACAGGAAAUUAACUAAUGUUAGGUACAAUAUAACAUACGGUGAAACCAUUAAAUAAAGGAUACCCUGUACGCCGCACUAACUUUAAUUUAUUUUCAUUACGCAGUUAUAUAGAAAUAUAUGCAUUGUGCUGCAAAACAGAUCACCAAUCCAAUUUGUUAAGUUAUGUUUGUUUAGUUCAAUUCACUUUCAAAAAUAACUUUUUAUUUGAAAUAUGAAUUUUUUUGUAAAAAUAAUCACACCUUUUUCUUUUUACCUAGACAUCUCUUUACAGACAAUAAUAUCUACUCAAUAAAAAUAUGUAAAUGCUACAGCAAGCUUUUUACUUUAUGUUCCCAAUAUUUUCGAGCAGACGAUUAGCCUUCAAUGAAGGAAAGAUCAAGAAAUGCGGAUAGUAAAACCAGAAAUUCACAGUUACUUGGGGACUUACGUACAGGGUGAGAAAAUGCGUGUGCUUAGUCACUGAAAAUCAAAAGGUACUUUAUAUAGUUCUCAAAUACUUCAACCCCUUAAGUUAUAUAUCAAGCGAUAAAUAUAUUCACAAAAAACAAAGAGUUGUAGGAAAUUUGCACAGUGUACAGCAAGCUGACCUUUAGACUGCACUUGAGCUUAGCUUUCGGGUACCGUAGUGCAUUUUAAAGUGGGUUUUUGACAGCUUACGAAUUGUAAACAACCGAAGGUAAUUUUAUAUACCCAUUACUCGUGGCGAAAAGAGUAUACUAGAUUCGUUGAAAAGUAUGUAACAUGCAGAAGAAAGCGUAUUCCCGACUCUAUAGAUUAUAAACAUUCCUUUGAGUAACGGGUAUCUUAUAGUUGGCGAAAUCAACUAUAGCGUUCUCUCUUGUUUGAAUACUCAUUUCAAGAUAAAGACGAUAAAUUGUCAAUGUGUAAAUAAAAGCUUAAAACCAAACAAAAAAUAAUAUAUAGUAACAUCCACUGUACAGAAAGGAACUUUUUACGGUUGUGGAAAUGAAAAGCAAAAUUAAUUAUUAUAGCACGCGUUCAUUUGUAGAAAACAACGAAUACAUAGAGCAAAUUAAAACAAAAAGGAACCUUUAAUUUCAUGUCUUGUUUCGGCAAUAUUAAAUCUCGAAGAAAGCAAACGAUUAUUUAAACAUUUUUGGCCAACAAAAAUCCAGCGGUAAAUAGUUCCUUUACCUUAAACACAAUUCAAUGUAAUGCAAUGGGUAAUCGUAGCCAACAAGGAAUGAAAACUAAUCGAAAUAACGUUUGCAUAUAAGUAUAAUAAAUGUUGAAUAAUUUAUAAAAUCAGUAUAUAUAUCUAAAAUGUAAAUAAAAUAAAAAAAUGUAAUGAUAAAAUCUAUAAAGUAUAAAAUAAUUGGUGUACAUGUUAAAAAUAUUUAAUACAAAUAGAUAAACACAUAAAAAUAAACUGCAUGCCCCCAGAUUUUUGUAAUCAAAUCGUGUUGUGAAAGUUGUCUUCCCUAAUUUAUACCCAUUCCAUCAAAACAUUGACAGGGGAUUUUUAAUUUAAUUUUAGUAUGGUUUCAAUUAUAGCCAUAAAAUUAUAAACUAUAACCAUAUGUAUAAGAAUGUAAUAUUCUAGUUUUAUGUACAGAGAAAUGGGACAAACAUUUAAAUGUUACUAAAUAAAUAUUACACGUAUUAACCAAGAAAUUUGAAAUAGCAUUAAGAACAGUGAAUGUAUCCAGCUGCUAGGGACAACGAUAAGUCUUGGAUUUAUUAAGAGAAUCAAAAACGCGGGCAAAUGACUAGCACAUAAUAUAUUCAUAUCCCCGAAAAAUAACCCGAAAUGUGUAAAGUCCAAAUAAAUGUAAUAUUAAGAUUGCAGACAAAAGAAUAGUGAUGUAAAAAGGCAGCAAGAAAAUAAAGUAACCCCUAUUUAAAAACUA
This is a messenger RNA of Drosophila yakuba, 4748 nucleotides long. RefSeq lists its product as uncharacterized. NCBI's taxonomy places the organism in Eukaryota, Metazoa, Arthropoda, Insecta, Diptera, Drosophilidae. The transcript has 8 exons. The record is from RefSeq and is a predicted model, not a curated record. Bases 948 to 2588 code for a protein of 546 amino acids.